Messenger RNA from Emiliania huxleyi CCMP1516, 1665 nucleotides. RefSeq lists its product as hypothetical. The annotation marks the transcript as partial. Lineage: Eukaryota; Haptophyta; Isochrysidales; Noelaerhabdaceae. The transcript has 3 exons. Gene Ontology annotation, biological process: D-galacturonate catabolic process. The record is from RefSeq and is a predicted model, not a curated record.
AUGCCGCCCCGCUCGCGGGCCGUCCUCGCCUACGAGGAGGCUGCGCCCGCGCCUGGCGGCUCCCGCGCCGCGCCGGCUCCUCGGCUGGCCUUCGACGCGGUGGCGCGGCUGCCCGAGCCGCACGACAACUGCGCCAUCGCGAGGCAGGACCUGCCGCGAGGCACGGCGCUGACGCAGCUUCCGAGCGGCGGCUCGGAGCUCACGCUCUCGGUCGCGGUGCUGGAGGGCCACCGCUUUGCGCUCGUCCCGAUCGCGGCCGGAGCGCUGCUCCUCUCGUGGGGCGAGCCGUUUGGCAAGGCGCUCGCGCCCAUUGCGCCGGGCGAGUGGGUGCGGAACGCCAAGGCCCUCCACGAGUUGCGCCGGCGCGCGGUGGACUCGGCGCACGGCGCGCACGCCAACUUUGUCGACUUUACCAAGCAGCCGACGCUGACGCGCGACGGGUUCGCGCCGGGCGUGCGGCGCCCGCUCCGCCCGCAGCUCGCGCCCGGCUUUGACGGCUUCGUGAGGCCGCGGGCGACGACGCGGUACGGCGAGCGGUGCGUCGGGCCCGGGCUGCACGUGAUGGAGGCGCACGACGCGAGUGGCAAGCGGCCGAUGAGUUGGGUCGAGACGACGGUGGGCCUCUGCGGCGCCGGACUGCACGCGGUCGUGGCGUGGCGGCCCGCCGUGUGCGGCGCCGUCACGGGCCACCCGAUGGUGCCGGUGCUCUCGGUGCAGCUCGACGACGCCGGCGUGGCGGCCGACGUGCUGCUGCCGGCGGCGCGGCCGCACGAGUGGCUGCGGGUGCUGCUCGGCCAGCUGGCGGCCGUCGCCGGCGGCGAGCUCACGCCGAUCGCGCUGCGCUCCGGCAACGUCGACUUUCAGAUCCCGCGCGACGCGAGCGCCUGCGACAUGCUUUCGGCAGAGACGGUGAAUUCGGUUCCCGACAUGCUGAGCGCGGCCGAAGCUGCCCUGGAGGAGGGCCGCGAGCUGCCAGAGGUGGCGCGGCUCCUCUUUUCGCUCAUCUCGGCGCCCCAGACUCGCGGCUCAGCGCUCGACCGCGGAGGCGUCGGAACGCGUAUGCUGGCGGCGCUGUGCAAGCUCGCAGCGCUGACCGUGGCGACGCAAGCGCGGGCGCAGGCCGUGGCGCUCUCCGCGCUCGAUUUGGUGCUGCGGCCGGACGAUGAGGGCGGGAGUCUGAGCUACGUCACGGACGACCCCGUCGCCACACACACGACCGCCGUGGUCCGCGCGCUCGGCAAGGCGUGCGCCCCGCCGUCGCCACCGGCAGCCUCGGAGCUGGCCGUCAGCCUGCUGCGGCGUCUCGCGGGUGCGCAGCCCGAAGUGCUGCGCGCUUCGGCAGACGCUUGGCUCCCUCAAGCAGUGGAGCUCGCCCUUGCCACCGGACACAUGGCAGAUGCGCUGGGACCAGACCCGACGCCACCGGCAGACGGCGGCGGCGGCGGGAGUGGUGGGAACGGCAAGGAUGCAGGCGGGAGUGGUGGGAGCGGCAACGAUGUGGCCGUCAGCGAUGCGGACGGCGACGGUGCGGACGGCAGCAGCAGCAGAGCGGGUGGCGAGGCCCGGCAGCGGUGCGAGUCGGCGGUGGAGCUCUUGGGCAGCGUGCUCCCGUGGCCGGAGCACGCGCACGCGAUGCCGCUCUCGCUAUGCUGGGCGGUUUGGGCG